GCUGAAUUUGAAGCGAGGGCAGGGACACCGAUGCAGGGGGGAAUCAAGAAAUAGGGAGAAGGGGGGGUUAGGGGUCUGGUAUCCGCGGUACACUUGCCCGUGUGCGUGUCCCUGGUCGUCAUCAUCGUAGCACCUGCAAGCACUCUCGCCAUCGCUUUCGUAUCACAUCAAUCACAUCAAUGACGAGCUCGAUGAACUGUGCUCUGUCUUCCGAACUGACCACCAAGAUCCUCAUAGAGUUACAUUCUACUACUACGUAGCUGAUACUAUUGCUGUCAUCGUUGAAGUACUCGAGCAACGAAAAAGAGGCCACGAUCAGUAGCCCGAAAACGACCUCGAUUCCAGCUCGAUACAUACCGAUCAGACAACCAUGGAGGCUCUAUUCUUCAACGCGUCGAACGGGUUCCUUGAGGGAGUCGUCCGAGGAUACCGAAACUCGCUCUUGACGCAGAACGUGUACAACAACUUGACACAGUGCGAGAACCUGGAAGACUUCCGAUUGCAGCUCUCGGCUACCGAUUAUGGCAACUUCUUGGCCAACGAGCCUUUGCCCCUUUCCACCGCUGUCAUUGCCGAAAAGGCCACUCAGAAGCUCGUAGCAGAGUUCAACUACAUUCGGACCAACGCCGUCGCACCCCUUUCAACAUUUAUGGACUACAUCACCUACUCGUACAUGAUCGACAACGUCAUUCUCUUGACUCUGGGAACAUUGCACGAACGGGACACGCACGAGUUGUUGGAGAGGUGUCACCCGCUGGGCGUGUUUGAUACCAUGCCCGCCCUUUGUGUGGCAACCAACGUCGAGGAACUUUAUAACAGUGUCUUGGUCGACACUCCGCUCGCACCGUACUUCAGGGACUGUCUUUCCGCUCAAGACUUGGACGACCUGAACAUCGAGAUCAUCCGAAACACCCUUUACAAGUCUUACCUCGAGGACUUUUACCAGUUUGUGCAGACGCUCGGAGAGCCUACGAGGGAGAGCAUGUCGAAAGUCCUUGCUUUCGAGGCCGAUCGACGAACCAUCAACAUCACCCUGAACAGUUUUGGUACCGAGUUGAGCAAGGAACAGCGGGCCAAGUUGUUCCCUACGAUUGGCCGACUGUACCCAGAAGGCAACAACGCCCUCGCCCGCGCCGAAGAUGUCGAUACCGUCAAGGCCUGUGUCGAGUACAUCCCCGAGUACAAGGCGUUCUUCGACAACGCUUCGAAAUCGACCGGGUCUGGCGGAGGUGGAGGUAUGAAUGGAGGCGCCGGAGGAGAUGACUCGGAUGGGGCUAGUCUGGAGGACGAGUUUUUCAAGCGGGAGGUCUCGAUCAACCGGGAUACAUUCCUGCAACAGUUUGGGCUGGCCGUCUUUUACAGCUUUGUCAAGCUCAAGGAGCAGGAAGUGCGCAAUCUGACAUGGAUAGCAGAGUGCAUUAUGCAAGAUGCCAAGGACCGCAUCAACGACUACAUCCCAUUGUUCUAGAUGACAGUAUCCGUUGCUUUCCUCUGUAUACGUCGUUUACCGGUUUACUCUUUUCAUGAUCAUGUGUUUGUACGACGAGAGCAGUCUUUGCCUAGAUUUGGAUAGUGGUCAGAGCUAUGAUCACAUCUUAUACCUCGAAAACAGUGUUAUGCUUCCUUCCCAUCGAGCCGGGCUGCAAACGCUCAUCAAGCUCUUCUGGUCAUAUAUAUAUGCUCGUGAUAAUAUAAUAGAUGUCGUUGAGACGCCGUCACUCCCUUCUAUACGAUUCUUAUGCUAAAUGUCCAUCGUCUCUAUCGUCUCAAACCGCCGUUGCCGAGAAGCCUUCUAGCGAAAAGGCGUCAGGACUUCUCAUCGCAUCCAUUACUCUAAGCAAGGUGACGACGUUGUCGUGAUCAGCAGACUGAUCUCGAACUCGGGCCGUAUAAUGCGAUGACUCACUCGAUAAUGCAAGAUCCCACCUC
Messenger RNA from Filobasidium floriforme, 1929 nucleotides. RefSeq names its product putative vacuolar ATP synthase subunit D. Gene Ontology annotation, biological process: vacuolar transport; proton transmembrane transport; vacuolar acidification. Gene Ontology annotation, molecular function: proton-transporting ATPase activity, rotational mechanism. The coding region runs from base 371 to 1468 and encodes 365 amino acids. Lineage: Eukaryota; Fungi; Basidiomycota; Tremellomycetes; Filobasidiales; Filobasidiaceae. The record is from RefSeq and is a predicted model, not a curated record. Gene Ontology annotation, cellular component: fungal-type vacuole membrane; proton-transporting V-type ATPase, V0 domain; vacuolar proton-transporting V-type ATPase complex. The transcript is spliced from 9 exons.